AGACUCAAAGGGAUCUGCCCACGUCGUGUCUGUAUCUCUGCGCUACGACACACUGACACUGGACCAAUUUUUGGAGGUGCGAGUGAUUGGGCUGCAGGUGUUCUUCUUCCCAGACUAUGUGGUGGAUAUGCUGCACUUUGUGACCCCACCUGCAGCAGAUGUGGUGACAGACACGCCAG
Messenger RNA from Sphaeroforma arctica JP610, 179 nucleotides. RefSeq lists its product as hypothetical. The record is from RefSeq and is a predicted model, not a curated record. The annotation marks the transcript as partial. The transcript has a single exon. Lineage: Eukaryota; Ichthyosporea; Ichthyophonida.